Rhineura floridana is the source of this 4312-nucleotide messenger RNA. RefSeq names its product ADP dependent glucokinase (gene ADPGK). The transcript has 8 exons. NCBI's taxonomy places the organism in Eukaryota, Metazoa, Chordata, Lepidosauria, Squamata, Rhineuridae. Gene Ontology annotation, molecular function: ADP-specific glucokinase activity. Gene Ontology annotation, biological process: glucose metabolic process. The coding region runs from base 458 to 1933 and encodes 491 amino acids. The record is from RefSeq and is a predicted model, not a curated record. Gene Ontology annotation, cellular component: endoplasmic reticulum.
UCUGGAAAGGUAGCUGCGCCAACGAAGGGAAGGCUGUGUGCGAAGACAAAACGCAGCGGCGCAAUCUCCGUAGAGGUUGCCGCUUCUUCCCCAAACGGGUUUAAGGGCGGCGUGGGCAGGCUGGUACGGAGAUGGCGUAAGGCAGGUUCCUUCAGCCAGUCUUCCCUUCCUAGGACGUGGCCUGGGAGACGCGGGCGGCGGAGAGGCGCUUCACGGCAAACACGAGGUCCGUGGGCCGGCGGUGGGUCUCUCCGAGAAGAGAAAGAGGUUGAUGGACCUUGGGAAGGGCGGGAAGAGACUGGGCCUCUCAGUGCUUCAGCUGAGGUUGUGAGCAAUAAUAAAAAUCCUUGAAGAUGGCAAUUAUGAGGAAAAUCAGUUUUCUGGCCAGACUUGAGAAAGCUAUCAUAUAAACUUCAUUCACUCUCUGCAUCUUGGGCCUUGCCUUCAGGAUACCAACAUGUGGCACAAGUCAGUGUGUGUGGCCCUGCUAGCCCUGGCUACAGGCUAUAUCUUCCUGCUGGAUACUGAUCUGCCAGAUUCAGUACUGGAGUAUCUCUCAGGCUCCUUUCUAUACCAGCUGCAGGGGGAACUUGCAUCCCCAGAGAGGAGCAUGGCAGCUGCCUGGGAUGCACUUAUCACCCGGCCGUCCAAGCAGUGGAAUAGAGUUGCUGUUGGGGUCAAUGCCUGUGUAGAUGUGGUCCUUUCUGGUGUGAAGUUGCUGCAAGCCCUUGGCCUAAAUUCAGGAGUUGGGCAAGACCGCUCAGUCUUACAUUCCAUAACAGAUUUGAAAGAAGCCUUCAUCCACUUUAUGGGGAAGGGAGCCGCUGCGGAACGUUUCUUCAGUGAUGCAGAAUCCUUUCACCACAUUGCACAGACUGCUUCAGAGUAUCCUGGGGCACAGUUGUAUGUGGGAGGGAAUGCUGCUCUCAUUGGCCAGAAAAUUGCAACAAAUCCAGACCUGAAGGUUCUGCUGUGUGGUCCAAUUGGUCCUAAACUCCAUGAGCUGCUUGAUGAAAAUGUAAUUGUCCCUCCAGAAUCAAUGCAAGAAUUGGAUGAAUUUCACCUUAUUUUGGAAUAUCGAGAAGGUGAAGAAUGGGGGCAGCUGAAAGCCCCAAAUGCCAACCGCUUCAUUUUCUCUCAUGACAUGUCUAAUGGGGUCAUGAACAUGCUAGAGGUAUUUGUGUCCAGUCUGGAAGAGUUCCAGCCAGACCUGGUGGUGCUCUCGGGGCUACACAUGAUGGAGGGACAGACCAAGGAGAUGCGUCAGAAGAGACUCCUAGAGGCUGUAGCUUCCAUCUCUGACAUUCCUACUGAUGUCCCUGUACACCUGGAACUGGCCAGUAUGACUGACCCAGAUCUUAUGAGUGCAAUUGUUCAUCAGCAGGUCUUCCCUCUUGUGAACUCAGUCGGCUUGAAUGAACAGGAGCUGCUCUUCCUCACUCAGGCUGCCUCUGGACCUCACGCCUCACUAGCUUCCUGGAAUGGUGUCCCAGAUGUGGGUGUUGUCAGUGACAUUGUCUUCUGGAUCUUGAAGGAACAUGGAAGGACUCCAGAGAAGGCAUCUGAUCUUACUCGGAUCCACUUUCACACUUUGGCCUAUCACCUCCUGGCUACUGUGGAUGGGUAUUGGGCCAACCAAGUGGCAGCUGUUGCUGCUGGUGCAAGAGUGGCAGGAACACAAGCUUGUGCCACCAAAACCAUUGAUGCUAGCAGAGUUUUCCUUAAAGCGCCACUGGAAUUUGCCACUUCUAAAAUGGAGAAGGCCUCUAGAGUCUCCUUAAAUCCUGGUGAGCCUGUGUCAGAAUGGCACAGGGAUGGGAUCACAUUCCACUACACUCCUGUUCUGGUGUGCAAAGAUCCUCUGCGGACUGUUGGUCUUGGUGAUGCCAUUUCUGCUGAAGGACUCCUUUAUUCAGAAAUCUACCCUCAUUAACAUAUGGAAAUAAGAUACACUCCACAAAAAAUUUAAACCAUGCAGGCAUGGGCUGGAAGUUAGCAUUUCAUAGAAAGCCAAAGAAUAAAAGUUAAGUACAGCCCAGCUGCUGGGUGUUACCACAGGGAUGCGCACAUUAAAAUGGUGAAGUAUGAUUUGUUAAAUAUGGGGGCCACCUUUUGUUCAGAAUGGCAACUUAAACCAGAGCAGCUUCUGCUGUAAGUAAUCCAGUCUUAUUUGCAGUGACUUAAAAAGCUGGGAAUUGGAAGGAGUUACUUAUGCCUCGCUAUCCGAGGAAGGAUAUUUUGUGGGUUUUUUGCACUGUCAUAUUUCUGGGAAGGCAAAACAUUCCCAACAUGGCAAGAGCCAGUCUUCUUGCUUAGUAGCGUGUAAUGAAAAUGUUUACGCUUCACCUGCAGGACUCCAAGGAGCACUGUUCUAAGUGUAUAGUACAAGGAGGGGGGAGAUAAAAGCAUUGUAAGUUCUGUGGCAAGGAGGGGAUGUCGCACUGUAGUGCUCGUUGCUGUUAGACCUCAUGAAGUGGCCAUCAGAAUAUUGAGGAGAGGGUGGCAUUUUAUCACGUGUUUCCUUGGCUGGUGUCUGCUAAAUUUGAUCCUCUCAGUUUUGUUUUAUUGCUGUUGCUGCUGGCAGAUGAAUCUACUUUAAGACAGUUGCAGACCAAAUGCUCAUGCACACAAUUAUUUUACCUUUUAGUAGCCUCUUAAGCUGGAGAUCUUUACUGGAAGCAAGAGCUUACAGACAGUACCAAUGCUGGUCCCUGCCUACCAAGUGGCAGUUAAUCUGGGUCCAAUGCCAAAGCAAUGUAACAUGUGGUACAAACCCUGGGAUGCCUCCUAAUAAAUGGCAUAAAGAUAAAUUUCAGGUGAGAAGAGACUAGGAGACCUGGCACACUCUACUAUUCCUGGGUUGCUAUAUUAAGAUAAGAUUCUGUUGAGCUCUGAUCAGAUGACCGCAGUAAGCUUUCCUCGUUGCACAGGGAAUUGCCUUGAGCUGAGGGGUGUGUGUGUGUAGAAGAUAUAUAUUUCUUUCUUUGUACUGUUGUAUAGCAAUAGAAUUAUAUAGAAUCUGUGGAACCUGAAACUGGACAUCAGGACAAGGGUAAAAUCUGGUGAUGAUGUAUUAGCCUAGCACAGUGUUGAGUUUGGAUGGGGGAAUCCAGGCCCAAAUCUGCUAGGUGGCCUUGUGCAAGAGUGUCUCUCACAGCCUGACCUACCUCAUCAAGUUGUUGUGGAAUUAAGAAAAUGCACUAAAUCUCAUUAAGGGGGGUAACAAAUGAUGUCACUGAAAGUCCCUAGAGUGCCAGUAGAUUGUGAUGGAAAUCAGGUCAGCAGAUUAAUGUUAGAUCUGAAUAAUGCAUCUGGAAUAAGGCUUAAGCUAGCUGCUGAUGCCCUCACUAUUAAAGAACAUUAGAAAUGUAAUUAGCACAGUUUUUUAGUGUGUUUUUAAAAUGUGGCGCAUUCCCUCUCACCAGGUGAGAUAAGCAGAAGUUUUGCAGUGUUGAAGAACAAAACAAAUUCCAGAUUUCUUGUCUCUUAAGAUCAAACUAGAUGUUACUUUAAAUGUAUACUUAAAUCCUGUGCUGGGCACUUCCUGUGUUUCUUCACUAAAAGUAGUGAUGGGGCCUCUGGAUGGGAAUUAGGGAAGAAGACUUUAAUCCCCCCAGUAUCAUUUUCCUGCUGAAAGUCUCCCCUUGCUACAAAUAGUAGUUUGGAGGUGGUUGGGGUUCUAUGGAAAAACUAUCAAGGGGAGCUUAACACACACAACAUACCGUGGCUGUUGUUAGUUUAGAUAAAAGAGAAUCUCAAACAUGGGAUUCAGUGAUGCAUUUAAAGGAACACUAGUCUGACCCUUCACUUUGAUACUUUUGUGGAGCGAUUGUUCAGACUGUAUCUCAAGACCUGUUUGCCAGUUGUGGUUGUUUAAAAUUUUUUUUUUUUUAAUAAUUUUUAUUCAAAUUUUUCAAAAGACAAACAAAACAAAGUCAAAAAACAUAACAAUACAACAAAAAAGAUAAAAAUAAAAUAGUUGACUUCCGAUUUGUCGCAGAUCAGCUAUAAGUAUAUAAUAUACAUCAAACCUGUCCCUUAAUGUAUACAUACAGGAUCACUUUUCUCCAUAGGCUGUCUUAGUUAAUCGUCAAAUCCCAAUAUCAUCAUUUUAUUUUGAUCUUUCAACAAAAAGUCUAAGAGAGGCUUCCAUUCCUUAAGAAAUGUAUCUGUCGAUUUUUCUCUAAGUAGACAUGUCAAUUUAUCCAUUUCUACUAAGUCCAUUAAUUUCAAUAGCCAUUCUUCCGUUGUUGGUGUUGAUUCCAUUUUCCUUUUGUGCAUAUAAUAAUCUUGCUGCCGUAAUCAUAUAUAA